Fusarium mangiferae is the source of this 1173-nucleotide messenger RNA. Its product is annotated as putative dityrosine transporter. The record is from RefSeq and is a predicted model, not a curated record. Bases 1 to 1173 code for a protein of 390 amino acids. Gene Ontology annotation, biological process: transmembrane transport. Lineage: Eukaryota; Fungi; Ascomycota; Sordariomycetes; Hypocreales; Nectriaceae. The transcript has a single exon. Gene Ontology annotation, molecular function: transmembrane transporter activity.
AUGAUUUGCUGUGCUAUCUAUCUCGCGGCCAAUAUCGGUCUCGCCUUGCAGAAUAGUUACGUCGCCUUAAUUAUUCUGCGGUGCCUCCAGAGUUGUGGAAGCAGUGCAACUAUUGCCCUCGGUAGUGCGACAUCCGCCGAUAUGGUGACCCGAGCUGAGCGCGGGAAAUAUCUUGGCUACGCUUCUAUGGGAGUCACCCUUGGCCCUGCCCUUGGACCUGUGAUAGGUGGCCUUCUUGAUCACUAUCUUGGCUGGAGGUCUAUUUUUUGGUUCCUCACGAUCUUUUCCGCUGCACUAUUUCUCGUCAUCUUUAUCUUUCUCCCAGAGACUUGCCGAAACGUUGUUGGUAAUGGAGGUAUUAGUCCACCGUGGUGGAACAUGUCACUUAUUGGAUAUCUCAAGCAGCGAAAGCAGGGACUUGUCGAACCCGUUGUUGAACAACGAAGUCGCAAACGACCGAACCCAUUCGCUUCCCUAAAGAUCCUCUUCGAAAAAGAAACCGGCCUUAUCCUCGGCUUCAGUGCCCUCAUGUAUGGCGGCUACUACAUGGUACUGUCAACGCUCUCAGCUCAGUUGACUUCACGAUUCAAUUACUCUUCUGUCGUGGUCGGACUGUGCUAUCUCCCCAUGGGAGUUGGAAGCAUAUGCUAUCGAUACACAGCUGGCCUCGUAAUGGACUGGAACUUCCGACGACAUGCCAAGAGACAAGGUAUAAAAAUUGUCAAAAACCAACAGCAAGACCUCAAACUGCUCCCUAUUGAGAGAAUGAGGAUCGAGAUAUCCCUGCCAUUUGUAUACAUGGCCUGCGCGAUGAUUAUCAUUUAUGGUUGGGUUAUGGAUCAGAAACUGGCGCUUGCAGGAAUCGAGAUUCCCUUGUUCUUCCUUGCGUUGUCUAUUUCUGGUGCGAUGAACAACUUGAACACACUUAUUGUCGAUCUCAACACACGUUCUGCAGCGACAGCCGUGGCAGCGAAUAACCUCGCCAGGUGCUUGGUCGGAGCAGGGGCUGUGGCAGUUGCUGAUCCCAUGAUAAAUGACUGGGGCUUGGGGUGGACUUCCGUUUUUGUCUCAGGAGUGUGGGUAAUCUUCAGCGUUCUUCUUUGGGUAGUUAUGUGGAAAGGGCAGAAUUGGAGGAUGGAAAAGCAGGAGAAACGGGAUAAUGAUGGCUGCUGA